This is a messenger RNA of Saccostrea cuccullata (small rock oyster), 2729 nucleotides long. RefSeq lists its product as uncharacterized. The coding region runs from base 207 to 2501 and encodes 764 amino acids. NCBI's taxonomy places the organism in Eukaryota, Metazoa, Mollusca, Bivalvia, Ostreida, Ostreidae. The transcript is spliced from 9 exons. The record is from RefSeq and is a predicted model, not a curated record.
GUCUCCGUCUUCUAACUCAUUCAUAAAGCGUAGUAAACAGCCAAUAAACAAACAGGUAAAUUUCCGGCAGUUCUCGGAAUCGCUCGUAACUUUCCGGCGUAAAAACCGGAAGUGACGCUAUAUCUACCAUCGGAAGUCAGCGCGGUAAAAGAAAACUACAGUACUACUACAUGGACAUCAAAAAAAGACCUGCUUAUCAGUAAAAUAUGGUGAUUUGUGCGGUUGUGAAUUGUAAUAACAAUCCAGAGAAUACUGCUGGUGUGAGUUUUCACAGAUUUCCAAAUGUCAAAAAGAGGAAAGAUCUUUAUUUGAAGUGGAUCUACCAAGUAAACAGAGUCAACCCUUCUUCGACAAACACUACGUUAGACAAAUUAUGGACCCCAAAUUAUCAUUCUGUCGUUUGCUCCGACCAUUUUACUUCGGACUGCUUUACGAAGAAUCUAUCUGUAGUGGAAUCAAUGAAUCUUACAGGAUUUAAAAUAAGAUUAAAGCCUGAUGCGUACCCGACCCUACUCCUAGGUCCACAACAGCCACAAGUCGUCAUACCAAGUAUCAAGCCAGCUUUCAAAAAGAGGGAAGCACAGAGGGUCAUAUCAGAGGCAUAUAAUGACUACAUGUGUCAUCAACGAGAGGCUUUGAACACCCCGCCCCCUGAACCUGAUUCAGAUGAUGAGAUCCUUGAGGAAAACAAUGAACAUGAUGAAGCUCCAACAGUUGGGGAGAAAAGGGAUGCAUGUAUGCAGACCGAGAUAAAAAAGGUUUAUGUAAAGAGGAUCCAGACAGAAGAGUUAGACUUGAAACCAAUCCAGAGGACUAUUGGUACAAUGACAGAUUUCUGUCAAACGCCAGUCCUGAAAUCAACGGCAACUAUGACGGAAGAUGUGGUCCAGAAAUCUGUGGGAACUGAGACUGAUGCAGCAGUACUGCCCCUCCAGUGCAACAGUGAAGAUCAACAAGACACAGACUUGGAGGACAUUUCUGACGAGGAAGAUGAAGAUUGGCUUCCAGAUGAUGAAUCUGAUGAUGACUUUGAUGAAGCAAUUGAUGAACUGGAUAUCACAGACCAUCAAGAAGACCGAGCCCAUAGAGAGAGGAAAUACAUAGUCUAUGAGAGUUGCUUGAAAGAACUUUUGUCACCCUGUAGGAGUUGUCAAGAGCAUUGCAGAGUUGUGAUAAAGAGCAGGCUGGGGUCAUUUGUGCGUUUGUUGUCUUCCUGCGCGGCUUGUGGAUUUGUGUUCACUUGGGGUAGCCAGCCAUUGACUUCCAGGCUACCUUCUGGGAACUUGGAAGUAGCAGGGAGUAUUUUAUUCUCAGGAUCUAGUGUAUCCAAAGCUCUUCAACUAUUUAACAAUAUGAACAUUAUGUGCAUUAGUGAAAGGACAUUCAGGAAUAUUCAGAGUUCAUAUCUUAUCCCUGCGGUGCGGAACGUCUGGAUAGAGUACCAGACAGCUGCACUGCAACAGUGUGUUGCCAGAGACGUCAAAGUGGGUGGUGAUGCUAGGUGCUGUAGUCCUGGACAUUCAGCAAAGUAUGGCAGUUAUUCAAUAAUGGACCUUGAAAGUGGAUUGAUCUUAGCAGUUGAAUUAGUUCAGGAAACAGAGACAGAAAACUCAUACAGAAUGGAGAUUGAAGGUUUGAAGCGUUGUCUUCAGAGUCUUAGAGAAAGGAAUGUCCGUAUCACUGAUCUCACUACAGACAGGCACAUGCAAGUGAAGAGUUAUAUGGCAAAAGAAGAAACCUCAAUCAGACAUUGGUUUGAUGUAUGGCAUGUUGCCAAAGGUAUAUUCAAGAAACUUCAACUGUUGGCAAAGAAGAAGGGCUGUGAAAAAAUCAAAGACUGGUGCCACUCUAUCUCGAAUCAUUUAUACUGGUCUGCAGCGACAAGUGAUGGUGAUGGUGAUCUUGUGGAGGAGAAAUGGCUUUCCAUUUUGAAUCAUGUGUGUGAUAUCCAUGAGGGGCAUGGGGAUAGAUUUCAGGCAUUGGCUGAUAGAUCUUGGAUUACCAAAGGUUCCAAAGCUGACAAAGAGUUGCAGUUAAUUGUUGGAAAUAAAAGACUUGUGAAGGAUGUCAGGAAACUUUCACCGGCACAGCAGACAUCACAGCUGGAGGCUUACCACAAGACUGUGUGCCACUUUGCACCAAAGUUUCACCACUUCUUUUAUGAUGUUAUGAAAGCAAGAAUAAUUCUUGCUGCAAUUCAUCAAAAUGAAAACACUCAAAGACGACAAGCUGUUACUAAAGGUGGUGAACUAAGAUGGAAAGUGGCUUACCCAAAGGCAAAGAAAGGUGAUCACACCCUGAAAGCUGUGAUGGACACAUGUUCAUAUGAGUAUGUAGAGAGAUUAAUGGAGGAAGCCUUCGACCUAAGGAGAAGACAUCCCUCGUAUGAGGUAGCUCAAGAGACAUUUCGUCAGGAAUGCCCACCACCAAUGGCUGCUUUUGGUAACCGAGUGGAUAAAGGUGAAGCAGUCAGAAGAUACCGGACACGUUUUAACCGUUGAAGCUGCUUGUAAGGAAUGAAGAGACUGAUGUCAAUGAUAGUAUCACAAACCUCUAGUCCCAUUUUCAAAUAUUUUAUUUGUCAAACAAGUUCCUUUAAUCUUCUUUGCUUUGGCAUGUAAAUGAAUUACUUUUCCUUGAUCAUUUGACUAUAGUCAUCAGUAAUACAUGUCAUUUUACAGUACAAUAAUUUGGUUGUUUUUUAAUAUUUAUUAUACAAAAACAGCUGC